Molecule: messenger RNA, 3079 nt
Organism: Exophiala oligosperma
Lineage: Eukaryota; Fungi; Ascomycota; Eurotiomycetes; Chaetothyriales; Herpotrichiellaceae
Exons: 6
Coding region: 1202-2833 (543 amino acids)
Biological process (GO): spermine transport; transmembrane transport; spermidine transport
Molecular function (GO): spermidine transmembrane transporter activity; spermine transmembrane transporter activity
Source: RefSeq, a predicted model, not a curated record
UCCGACACAAAACCAUUAGAAUCGAAAGGCACGAGGCUGACAAGAGAUUCCCAUCCAUGUUUUAUCAAACCUCACAUCUACCUCUGUGGGACUUUUAUUAUCUGUUGACGUUCCAGACCUUCUUUGUUCCCCCCUCUCGGUCCUUUCUUCCACCAUUUGCCAAAGUUUACUGAUCAGGUCUGUACACCUCCGUACCACCACCACCGCUACCACACUCCACCACCAAUAACUACCGGCCGUACGAGUACAUUCGGCAACAACUCUCCCCUCCUUCCUCGAGGAGGUUCACAGAUUACUGAUCCUCCCCAUUCCCCCCAGAAGAAUGACCCAGCUUGUCAUUUUGGCGUCCCCCGGCAACCCAUUUUCCGUUUCGCGCGUCUCAAAAGCAGCGACGGGGAGGACGUACGUACGAUGGGGUGCAAUGAUCAGGUAUGGUGUUGAGUAAACUCCCUUUUUUCCCACCGACAUUCGAUAAAAUCUUGCCGUUCCAAGUCUUUGUUUAUUCAGCGUGUACGAGUGAGUACGAUCUAGGGGUAGGUCCAAAGUCCAAACCAACAACCGAGGGACAAACAACCAACCACCACCAGAACCGUGGUUGCCUCCCUCCGGUGGAAAAGAAAAGACUUCUCCCCUCGUUCGAGUGGUGUAUUGCCUUGUUUACUAAACAACUUUUUAUACUUUUUUUGGUCUCUAUUUCUAUCUGCCAUUCGUCUAGGACGCUCGUGCAAGGGGGGACGGUGUCAACGUACCAGUAUUCGUUUUGCUGUCAUUAUUGGCGAUUCGGUCAUGUCCCGGGAAAAGUCCCCCAAAAAGAUCACUAUUCCUACCUACCCUAUCAGUGGCAUGUCCUUUACAAAUAGCGCAGAAUCACGUCGAGUGGAGAUAGAUCUGUACUGGAUGCCAGUCCUCCGAGGUGUUUGUUUUGUUGGGAACCGUUCAAAAAGGCAAAAAGAGCUCAAGUCAAAUUGACGUGGUUGGAAUACCUUUACAAGUUAUAGAUCUGUUCAAAGAGCUCGAGGGAUCCAAGCAUCUAUCUGUUUUGUCCAGUCUUCACAUCGGGAUACAUACUGCUCUUCUCCGUCGAAACGCAUAUGAGAACCUCCCUCGCCUCGGUCAGGGAGAAAAGAAGAAGUGCCUUCUCAGCCUCGGAAAAUCAUACGCUCUUCUUUUGUUCUUUGUCGGACCUUGGGGUACAUCCGACAUGGAAGAACAAUCAGUACUACCCAGAGAGUCCGAAAAGAAUGAACCACAAUUCAUAUCGGACGAUGAGUCAACGUCGUCCUCGGCCGUUUCUGUCUCUGUCCCUGUGGUAGCGGAUACUGAACCGCGGGGAGGCGACCUCGAAAAGACACUGAGCAAAUCUACACAGAAAACACAUCGCAGUCAUCGGUCACGGUGGGAACAACAAAUCACUUCGGCCGUGGAUUGGACCGGUGACGAUGACCCUGACAAUCCACUGAAUUGGUCUCGUGCAAAGAAGAUUUAUCAUGUUCUCAUCCCAGCGUUCCAAUGCUUUACAAUUACAUUUGGAUCAUCAGUCAUCUCACCCAGCACUCCUGAAAUAGCGGAACAUUUCAAUGUAUCUCGAACCGCCGCCAUCGUCCCAUUGACCGUCUAUGUCAUGGGUCUCGGUCUCGGACCCGUCAUGAGCGCGCCCCUGAGCGAAACGUACGGUCGCCGAGCGGUGUACCUGCUCUUCUUCCCACCGUCGUUGCUCUUUACGUUGGGCGCCGGAUUUUCCAACUCCUUUGCCAGCCUCGUCAUCUGCCGUCUCCUGGCGGGCGUCUUGGGGUCUGGGUGUCUGGCGGUGGGCGCAGGCACCAACAGUGACCUCUUUGUCCACUUUGACCGGGCCGUCGCGAGCGCCAUGUUCCUCGUGGCCCCUUUUCUGGGUCCGGCCCUGGGUCCGGCCAUAGGAGGGUACGUCGCGAUGAAACGUUCCUGGCGGUGGACGCAGUGGGUGAUUCUGUUCGCCGGUGCCGUCACAUACCUCGUGUGCAUCCCACAGAGAGAGACGUACAAGCGGAUCAUCCUCCAACGGCGAGCGAAGAAACUCGGCGUGCCCGGUCCUCCGAACCCUUUGCCUCCCGGUAUGUCCAAGUGGCGAUUCAUCUUCCUCGUCACGAUCUCGAGACCUCUACACAUGCUCGCCACCGAGAGCAUCGUCGCGUUCCUGAGCGUCUACGUGGCGUUCAACUUCAGCGUCCUGUUUGGCUUCUUCGCAGCCUUCCCUCUGGUGUUUCAACACGCCGUACCGCAAAUUCGCAUCUACAACUUCAACCAGGGCGAGUCCGGGUUGGUGUUUUUGGGGAUAGGGGCGGGGGUCAUCAUCGCCGCGGCGAUUUUCAUCGUCAUGGACAGGUUGACUUAUCGGAGGAAAACCCUCAAGAGGCGAGCCACGGGCGAUUUCACACCCUUGCCACCUGAAGAACGUCUCUGGCCGGCGAUGUUGGGGAGUGUCUUGUUGCCCGUUGGUUUAUUCUGGUUCGGAUGGAGUGCAAGAAAGGAUAUACAUUGGAUCAGUCCAGUUUUGGCGACCAUCCCAUUCGGCAUAGGAAACAUGCUGGUAUUUUGUUCGGGUGUUUUGUACUUGAUUGAUACUUAUGGACCUUUGACUGGUGCGAGCGCCAUAGCCGCGAAUGGAGUUUUGAGAUACGUGAUUGGAGCUGUAUUUCCAUUAUUUACAGUACAGAUGUAUCAAGCUCUAGGUGUACAUUGGUCGACGAGUCUAUUCGGGUUCGUUACCAUUGCGAUGAUGCCAAUCCCCUGGGUCUUGUACAAGUUUGGCCCGAGGAUCAGGAGUAGAAGUUCAUACACUCACGGACCUAAAUGAGUUGUGUUUGUACGUGUCUUCUCCGAUGGAUGAGCUCUUUCUCUUUUUGUUGGUGGUUUUUGGUGUAUGUGUGUUGAGGUGUCCGGAGUUUAUGUGUAUGUUUAUUGCAUAUAAUAUAUAUCUCUCUACGGUUGUCGAGAGACCAGGUAAGCAAAGAAAGGCGUUUUGCAUGGCAUCGUGACAUGAGGGGUCGAUGGACUUUUUGGGAUUAUUGCACCAUAAAUAACCCUAUCUAUCAUACAUUGG